CUUUGUCCACCACUAUACAACUGACUACUUCACACUUUCUGUGAGUGUUGUGGUCCGAGACCCUUGUGUUGCAUAUCUGGUGAUAGCUGAUGCUGCCAACUUCUGAAAGUGUUGACUGAGGAAUAUAUAAAGAAUACUUGUGCACCGAGAACCAGUGAUGCAUAUGGCUAGUACAACAACGCAACAAGUCAAUGUACCCUAACACGAAAAGCUUCAGCAAGAGCCCUUCUGUCGAUAGCUCAUCCAGUCACCUGGAAGCUGAGAAUAAGAAGCAGGUGGGCGCUGAAACUGAAACCAUCGAGCUUUCGGAUGGGUUCACAUCGGAAGAGGUUAACGUCGAGCACAGACAGACAAUUCUGGAUAGAUGUGGACAUGGUGUCGUCACAGAUGGUGAUAUUCUCGACACAGGGAGUCUUCCAAGUGAGGCUGCUCAUAUGAUUGAGCAAAUUGAAGCCAUGUCCACCUGUGAUGCUGUCUCCCACCUUAGAGACAUUCUGAAAGAGUAUGCUACAGAUGCCAACUUUCCAUUACCAGUGUACGAACGCAUGGAGAGCUUGGUCGAAGGUGCUGAGUACUGUAACCUGUCCCCGGCUGAAUGGUCAUUCCAAUGUAAGCUUGAGGCAGGGUUGGUUAUGUUUCACUCUCCUUACCCUGAAAUCAGAGGUGUGACUGAUCCUAUCGAUGAUCCAUCAAUACCAGUGGAAACAAUCAGAGCUUACAUUCUCGGGUUCUUUUGGACUAUUAUUGGCGCUGGCGUUAAUGAAUUCUUCAUGCACAGAAAACCUCAGAUUACUCUCAGUUCCUCAAUGAUUCAACUGCUCUUGUAUCCUUGUGGUAAAUUCCUGGCCCUUACACUGCCAGAUUGGGGUAUCACCAUCAGAGGUAUCAGACACUCGCUCAACCCAGGUCCUUGGACGUACAAGGAGCAGAUGUUUGCCACGAUCAUCUUCAACGUUGCCAUCUCGUACACUUAUGUUUCUCAUAACAUCUAUAUGCAGAAACUGAAGGUGUUCUUUUACACUGACUGGAUUGACUUUGGUUAUGAGUUCCUCUUGAUGGCAGCUUCUCAGUUUCUCGGAUUUGGACUGGUGGGCAUUGUUAGAAGAUUUGCAGUGUAUGAACAGAGAUGUAUCUGGCCAACUUUGCUUCCAACUUUGGCACUUAACCGAGCUCUCUUGAAGCCUGAGAAGAAGGAAAAUAUCCAUGGGUGGACGCUGACAAGAUACAAGUUCUUCGCCUACUUCUUCAGUGCGAUGUUCUUAUACAACUGGGUGCCUUCCUACUUGUUUGAAGGUCUAUCAACGUUCUCAUGGAUGACAUGGAUAAAGCCAGAGAAUUUCAAUCUUGCAGCUGUUUCUGGAGAACAAUUCGGUUUAGGCAUGAAUCCCCUUGUCACCUUUGAUUGGAAUAUCAUCGAUUACAAUUACUCUUUGACGAUUCCAUUCUUUUCUCAGCUGAACCAGUACAUUGGAACAUUCAUUGGGUUCUUCGUGGUUAUUGGUCUCUACUACAGUAACUACAAGUGGACUGCCUAUCUUCCAAUUAACGACAAUAACAUUUUCACCAAUACAGGUGAGAGAUACAAUGUCAGCACUAUCCUGGACUCAACUUCUCAUCUAGUCGAAGAGAAGUACCAAGAAUACUCCCCUCCUUUCUACUCUGCUGGUAACUUACUUGUCUACGGUGCAUUUUUUGCACUGUAUCCGUUUGGUUUCUUUUACACCAUAUACCAUGAGUGGUCUACUGUGAAGCUGGGAGUGACACAACUCUUUAAAAACGCCAGAAACUGGAAGCGUUCCAGUUACUAUGGGUAUAAUGACCCCCACUCUCGUAUGAUGUCAAAGUACAAGGAAGUUCCUGAUUGGUGCUACUUAAUCAUACUUGUUAUUGCAAUCGUCCUUGCAAUCAUAUGUGUGAAGGUAUAUCCAGCUCAAACUCCAGUGUGGGGUAUUUUCUUCAUUGUUGGCCUCAAUGCUAUCUUCCUGAUUCCAAUCUGUAUAAUCUAUUCAACCACUGGAUUUGCCCUGACUAUGAAUGUUUUAACAGAGUUGAUUAUCGGUUAUGCUUUACCAGGAAAUGGUCUUGCUUUGAAUACGCUGAAAUCUCUAUCCAGAAAUAUCGAUAACCAAGCUGAAACCUAUAUUUCUGAUCAAAAGCUUGCACAUUAUGCCAAAAUCCCACCUAGAGCCAUCUUCAGAGGACAAAUCAUUUCAACUUUCAUCCAGAUAUUCGUUGCUCUUGGUGUCAUUAACUGGCAGAUUGCCAACAUCCCAAACAUAUGUACUUCAGAAGCAGAAAAUAAGUUCACGUGUCCUAAGGAGACAAACUUCUAUUCUGCUGGUGUGUUUUGGGGUGUUAUUGGUCCUAAGAAGGUCUUCAGUGAAUUAUACCCAAUCUUGCAGUGGACCUUUUUGAUCGGAUUCCUUGCUGUUAUACCAUGUAUCCUGAUUAAGAAGAAGUUCUCUAAACAGAUGAGAUGGUUCAGUCCAACAUUGAUCAUUGGUGGAAUGCUCCAAUAUGCACCAUAUAACCUAUCAUAUGUCACGACAGGCCUUUACGUGUCUUUCACCUUCAUGUAUUACAUCAAGUCGAGAUACACGAGCUGGUGGGAGAAGUACAACUAUGUUUUGGCAGCUGCAUUCUCAUCUGCUGUUGCUUUUAGUGCUGUGAUUAUAUUCUUUUCCGUUAAGUACCAUCCAAAAUCCUUGGACUGGUGGGGAAAUAACAUUGUGUCUGUUGGUGUUGAUGGUGGUGAAGGUAGACAGUCGUUGAAGGAUCCUCUUUCAGCCCCAGAUGGAUAUUUUGGUCCUAGAAUUGGUAGUUUCUAUUAGUUUAUUUCGGUAUUUUAAUUGAUUAUGAA
Williopsis jadinii is the source of this 2860-nucleotide messenger RNA. RefSeq names its product OPT-domain-containing protein. Gene Ontology annotation, molecular function: oligopeptide transmembrane transporter activity. The record is from RefSeq and is a predicted model, not a curated record. Bases 192 to 2831 code for a protein of 879 amino acids. Gene Ontology annotation, biological process: transmembrane transport. The transcript has a single exon. NCBI's taxonomy places the organism in Eukaryota, Fungi, Ascomycota, Saccharomycetes, Phaffomycetales, Wickerhamomycetaceae.